AGAAAUUCUUGGUCACAAAAGACUAAAAACUUGUUUUUUCAAACGAUAUUCAUGGUGGAUUUCGUUGUUUUUCUUAGUGAAUUCUCCUAAAUUUCAUCGAACCGUAAACUUGAACAGAAGGGAAUCGGGCCUGGUGCCAGAAGCUCACACGCCAUCACCGUUGUAGGACCCAAAGCCUAUGCCUUCGGUGGCGAAUUCUCGCCACGUGUCCCAGUCGACAAACACCUCUACAUAUUCGAUCUCGAAACCCGAUCAUGGUCGGUGGCAGAUGUCACCGGGGACAUUCCUCCGCCGCGCGUAGGCGUCACAAUGACAUCCGUAGGUGACACCAUCUACGUAUUUGGAGGAAGAGACGGUACCCACAAGGAGCUCAACGAGCUCUACUCUUUCGACACAAGUACAAACAAAUGGACCCUUCUCUCUUCCGGCAACACGGGACCGGCUCACCGGAGCUACCACUCAACAGCGGCAGAUGAUCGACACGUGUACAUAUUCGGGGGAUGUGGCGUUGCGGGGCGGCUCAACGAUCUAUGGGCGUAUGAUGUGGUUGAUAAAAAAUGGGUCGAGCAUCCCAGGCCCGGAGAGAGUUGUAAAGGAAGAGGCGGGCCUGGACUGGUUUCUGGUGGAGGAAAGAUUUGGGUUGUGUACGGUUUCUCCGGCAUGGAGAUGGAUGAUGUGCAUGUUUUUGAUCCAGCGAGUGGGGAAUGGGCCGAAGUGGAGACAGCAGGGGAGAAGCCGACGGGCAGAAGCGUAUUUUGCACGGUGGGAGUCGGGAAAUAUGUAAUUAUAUACGGCGGGGAAGUGGACCCGAGCGACUUGGGGCAUAUGGGUGCCGGGAGAUUUUCGGGGGAGGUGUACGGGUUGGAAACGGAGAGGUUAGAGUGGACGAAAUGGGAAGAUAGGGUGGGGUUAGGCGGGAAUCACCCUGGGGCUCGAGGGUGGUGCGCUUUCUCCGGCGGACGGGUAGAUGGGAAAGAGGGAUUACUGGUGUACGGUGGCAACUCUCCGACGAAUGAUCGGCUCGGCGACAUUUUCUUUUUCAGUCCUAAUUGUGAGGUUUUAUCCAUGGACUUGUUGAAAUUGUGAAAGAACUUUUUCAGUUAAAAUAAAGAUUCUCGAUGGCGAAUUUACAAUUUUUUCUCGUGGUUUUUGUCAUUGUUGAAAAU
This is a messenger RNA of Carica papaya (papaya), 1166 nucleotides long. The record is from RefSeq and is a predicted model, not a curated record. Lineage: Eukaryota; Viridiplantae; Streptophyta; Magnoliopsida; Brassicales; Caricaceae.